Molecule: messenger RNA, 414 nt
Organism: Phytophthora sojae
Lineage: Eukaryota; Oomycota; Peronosporomycetes; Peronosporales; Peronosporaceae
Exons: 1
Coding region: 1-414 (137 amino acids)
Source: RefSeq, a predicted model, not a curated record
AUGGCUGGGCGUAGGGGUCGUCGCGUUGACAACGCUGUUCCCGACGGGUCUUUUGAGAGGCUGGGUGUAAUCGACGCCACCGACAUCGACAAGUUGCGCACCGAUUGCUACCGUCAAAUCCGGCACGCGGUGCGAACGACCAAACAACUGCUGAGAGAUCUUGCUGAGGUCAAGCCACUGACUUCGGAGGAAAGAGACCAGAAAAAGGCGGUCAAUCACCAGCUCUGUCGCGUCCAGCGUAAACUCGGCAAGGCGACCGGCCUCAUCAACCUCGAUGUCGCCAGGAUUUUGGACCCUCGUACCACCCGUCAGCAACUCGAGCACGACAACCGUCUCCGUGACCGCGAGGAGGCCCGCCGCCAGCGUAACCUAGCUACUGUAAGGGAGCUGAUUAACUCGUCUAGCGAGCAGUAA